Alternaria infectoria is the source of this 1476-nucleotide messenger RNA. RefSeq lists its product as uncharacterized. Bases 1 to 1476 code for a protein of 491 amino acids. The record is from RefSeq and is a predicted model, not a curated record. NCBI's taxonomy places the organism in Eukaryota, Fungi, Ascomycota, Dothideomycetes, Pleosporales, Pleosporaceae. The transcript has a single exon.
AUGGACGACCUUCCCAACGAAUUGCUCAUCCACAUUGUUGACCAACUGAGAGGCCCUACAACCUGGGCAGAUCCAGCCGACUACAGCCGCACGGACGCCCUUGCGGCUCUUUGUUGCGUUUCCAAGAAGUUGUACCAUAUUGCCAGACCGUUGCUCUACGGAUCGAUAGACCUGCCCCCGAAUGACGGUGUUUUGCCCCAGUCUCGAAGACUUUUUGCUCGUCUCCAAGAGCAGCCAAGCCUUCGCUUCGAGAUCAAAGCCCUUCGACAGAAGACGCGUGCUAGGCUGAGACAGGACGGUGAGCGCCGUAUGCGCGUCCGCGAUGAGUACAUUAAAGACACUACAAGAGACGUGAGAGCUUUUGGAUUAGGCACGGAAGACGCCUCAGAAAUCGUGGGCCGUUGGCUACGGUACGAAGACCUAUACUUCGCUCUAUUGGCAUUCCGGACACCGACCUUGGAACGGUUGUGGAUGCGGCCGGAUAUAUACCACGAGGGGUCCUAUGACGACUGUCAUUGCACACUUCUUGAGGGCAUAGGUCGUAUGGCUAUGGGCGUACGUUUGCUCGACACUCACCAUUUUGACAAUCUCAAGACUUUAUACAUCGACUUCUCUGAUCAACCAAUAAUUUCUGCGCGGUAUGCGUUCCCGUUGUUACUUCUUCCCAACUUGGAUGAGCUUACUCUUGUCGCGUUGGGUGGCUACUACGACAUUCCUGAGGGUGAAACGGAAGUCGGUUUCGACGGAUACGAGACCGACGACGGCUUGACCAUUUUCGACCGCCCUUGGUUGUGGCCACUACGCUCAUCGUCCAUCACCAAGCUCUCGCUAUUCAAACCAGUGUUCUCCGAGAAUGCGGUCAAGAAGAUGAUACUUGCGUGCAAAGCUCUGGAGCGAUUUGAAUGCUUUCACCCACUGCGUUCUAGCACGAACGAUCAGUGGUUUGGGGCUCUCGUUCCUGCGCUGAACAAUCACAUCGAGAGUCUUCAAAAUUUAUCGUUACUGUGUAGGGAACCUUAUUGGCCCUCAUUAGAGAACACUGGCAUGGCGCAGCUCGAUCAUCUCCAUGAAUUCACCCACUUGAACUCGGUCAGAGUCUCUUUGAAUCUGGUUUCUGACCCGGGGGAAACUCUGAAUGCUCGAAAUCUGCCUGCUUUCUUACCGCCAAGCAUCACAUCACUGCAUAUCCACUAUCCCCGUGAGCCAAACGACGAAGCCGAUCAACAACUUCUCGAUGUUCUCACCGCGCACAAGGAUGGUAUCUUGCCGUCGCUGAAAGAUGUAUACAUCACAUGGGUAUACUAUCAACGCGAAUGGGAAGAAUACGAUCUGCUAGAACGACUUCGGUCGCUGGUACAGAUCAAAGAGCAAUACGAGACGUCAUCCAUCACGUUUGACAUUAUGUUGACAAUCAGAGACGACAAAGGUAAAUGGCCGUUGGUCGGGGGAUCGUCAAGCAGUGCUAACGUCUACUAG